This is a messenger RNA of Striga hermonthica, 2997 nucleotides long. Lineage: Eukaryota; Viridiplantae; Streptophyta; Magnoliopsida; Lamiales; Orobanchaceae. The record is from the annotation of a GenBank genome assembly.
AUGGUGGAUAAACGAGAGCUGGGCCUGAAGAAGAAGAUGAAUCUGAAAAUGGGCUUUUCCUAUUUCGUUGUGGGGUUUUUGUUUCUUUUGCCUCUCGCUUCGCCUCUCAGUGAUGAAGGGAAAGCAUUGAUGUCCAUUAAAGCUUCGUUUAGCAACGUGGCUAAUGAGCUUCUGGACUGGGAUGUUGCUCACAAUGAUGAUUUUUGUUCGUGGAGAGGUGUGACUUGUGCCAACAUCAGUACCUCUGUUGUCGCCCUGAAUCUGUCCAAUCUCAAUUUGGGUGGAGAAAUCUCACCAGCUAUUGGAAAUUUGAGGAAUCUGGAGUCCAUAGACCUUCAAGGAAAUAAGCUUACUGGUCAAAUCCCGGACGAAAUUGGAAACUGUGUCUCACUUUUGUUUCUUGAAUUGUCUGAUAAUCUGAUUGAAGGAGACAUCCCCUUCUCGAUUUCCAAACUUAAGCAGCUUGAGCUGUUGGGCUUGAGGAACAACCAGCUAAGUGGUCCAAUUCCUUCAACACUGACACAAAUUCCAAAUCUGAAAACUCUUAAUCUUGCUCGGAACCAGCUUACAGGGGAGAUACCUAGAUUGAUAUACUGGAAUGAAGUACUUCAGUAUCUUAAUUUGCGAGGAAACAUGUUAACAGGAACAUUGUCCCCUGAUAUGUGCCAACUGACUAGCCUUUGGUACUUUGAUGUUAGGGGCAAUAACCUAACUGGAACUAUACCAGACAACAUUGGUAACUGCACAAGCUUUGAAAUAUUGGAUAUUUCAUACAAUCAAAUCACUGGAGAGAUACCCUACAAUAUUGGAUUUCUUCAAGUAGCUACCUUGUCUUUACAAGGGAAUAUGUUAACUGGAAUGAUUCCUGAAGUGAUAGGUCUAAUGCAAGCUCUAGCUGUCCUGGAUUUAAGCGAAAAUGAAUUAGUUGGACCAAUUCCACAAAUUUUUGGCAACCUCUCGUACACUGGAAAACUGUACCUUCAUGGCAAUAAGCUAACUGGUCCUAUACCACCUGAGCUGGGGAACAUGACAAAGCUUAGUUACUUGCAACUAAAUGACAACCAACUGAGUGGAGGUAUCCCAGCUGAACUCGGGAAUUUGGAACAACUUUUUGAGUUAAAUCUGGCUAACAACAAUCUUGAUGGUCCCAUUCCUGAGAACAUUAGCUCCUGCACGGCAUUGAAUCAGUUGAAUGUGCAUGGUAACCAUUUGAAUGGGUCCAUACCGUCUGGUCUUAAACAUCUGCAGAGCCUCACUUAUCUGAAUCUUUCUUCUAACCAGCUUAUGGGUAGCAUACCAGUUGAGCUGGGCCACAUAAUCAAUCUUGACACAUUGGAUCUAUCAAGUAACAAUUUCUCAGGAUCUAUUCCUGUCUCAGUGGGUGACCUGGAGCAUCUUCUUACACUGAACUUGAGUCACAAUCAUCUUACUGGGCCUAUUCCUGCUGAAUUUGGUAACCUGAGGAGCAUACAGACAAUGGAUGUGUCGUUCAACAAGUUAUCUGGCAGCAUUCCUGAAGCCUUGGGCCAACUACAGACCCUAGCCACUCUCACAUUGAGUUACAAUGAUUUGAGUGGGAUAAUUCCUGAACAGCUAAGUAACUGCUUAAGCCUUGAAAAACUGAAUGUGUCCUAUAACAACUUUACUGGGUUGGUUCCUGUUGGUAGAAACUUUUCCCGGUUUUCACCUGACAGCUUCAUUGGAAAUACCUAUCUUUGUGGACACUGGUUGGGCUCGAUAUGCAAUCCAUAUCCACCAAAAUCGAAAGCUAUAUUUUCAAGAACAACACUUGUCUGCAUCACGUUGGGCUUUGUUGCAUUGUUAUCGAUGAUAAUUGUCGCCAUUUACAAGUCCAACCAGCCGAAACAGUUCAUUAAGGGCCCUAACAAGUGUAUGAUGCCAGGUUCGUCGAAGCUCGUAGUUCUUCACAUGGAUAUGGCUAUCCACACGUACGAGGACAUAAUGCGACUAACCGAGAACCUGAGUGAGAAAUACAUAAUUGGAUAUGGAGCCUCCAGCACCGUAUACAAAUGUGUGUUGAAAAAUUCCCGACCCAUUGCAAUUAAGCGACUCUAUUCUCAGUACCCUCACGAUUCUCGUGAGUUUGAGACCGAACUAGAAACAAUCGGCAGCAUAAAGCACCGAAACCUUGUGGGCCUGCAUGGCUACUCAUUUUCCCCAAUGGGCAAUCUCCUCUUUUAUGACUACAUGGAGAAUGGGUCUCUAUGGGACCUCCUUCACGCAGGCCCAUCGAAAAAGGUGAAACUCGACUGGGAAACGCGUUUGAAAGUGGCGGUGGGAGCUUCACAAGGGCUUGCUUACCUUCAUCAUGACUGCAAUCCUAAAAUCAUUCACAGGGAUGUGAAGUCCUCGAAUAUUCUGCUCGACGAGAAUUUCGAGGCCCACCUUUCGGAUUUCGGGAUUGCAAAAUGCUUGCCCUCUGCAAAAACCCAUGCGUCAACGUACGUGCUCGGGACAAUCGGGUAUAUUGACCCAGAGUAUGCAAGGACUUCUAGAGUAACCGAAAAAUCAGACGUCUAUAGCUUUGGCAUUGUGCUUCUUGAGCUGUUGACUGGGAAAAAAGCUGUUGACAAUGACUCCAACUUGCAUCAGCUGGUGCUGUCGAAAGCGGAUGAUGACACAUUGAUGGAGACUGUGGACCCGGAGGUUUCGGUCACAUGUGUUGACUUGUCCCACGUGAAGAAAGCCUUCCAGCUGGCACUGCUUUGCACGAAACGCCAUCCUUCAGAACGGCCCACGAUGCACGAGGUCUCUAGAGUGCUCGUUUCUCUCUUGCCGCCACCUCCUAAGAAAGCUAGCCCGACUAGCGCUGCUUCUCCGAGAAGUGUCGAUUAUGCUCAGUUUGUGAUUGGGAAAGGGCAGCCGAACUUCUUCACGCCACAACACGAACAGCAGCAAGUUGGGCAGGAUAACAAUUCAUCCGAUGCUCAGUGGUUUGUGAGGUUUGGGGAAGUUAUUUCUAACAACACCUUGUGA